Budorcas taxicolor (takin) is the source of this 360-nucleotide messenger RNA. It is a transcript of the gene PPBP, whose product is annotated as pro-platelet basic protein. Gene Ontology annotation, cellular component: extracellular region. The record is from RefSeq and is a predicted model, not a curated record. NCBI's taxonomy places the organism in Eukaryota, Metazoa, Chordata, Mammalia, Artiodactyla, Bovidae. Gene Ontology annotation, molecular function: chemokine activity; CXCR chemokine receptor binding. The transcript has 3 exons. Gene Ontology annotation, biological process: neutrophil chemotaxis; antimicrobial humoral immune response mediated by antimicrobial peptide; cellular response to lipopolysaccharide. Bases 1 to 360 code for a protein of 119 amino acids.
AUGAGCCUCAGACUCCACACCACCUCCUCAUAUACCGUGCGCAGCCCACUUCCUGUCCUACAGGUGUUGCUGCUGAUGUCACUGCUCCUGACGAUGCUGGUUCCCUCCACCAAUGGAAAACUUAGCAGUAAAGAGAGAUUGUUCCAUGUUGAACUUCGCUGCUUGUGUGUGAAGACCACCUCUGGCAUUCAUUCCAGUAACAUCCAAAGUUUGCAGGUCAACAGGGCUGGCCCCCACUGUGCCAAUGUCGAAGUAUUAGCCAUGCUAAAGAAUGGGAAGAAAAUCUGCCUGGAUCCGGAAGCCCCCAGAAUCAAGAAAAUAGUCCAGAAAAUCUUGGAAGAUGGUGGAUCAGCUGCUUAA